AUUAACAACUUUCCAAGCGCGCAAGUCCUUUCCAGAUUUUCCAGCGCAAUUGUCACUUUUUUCGCACAUUAAAAAAAAGUGCAACACCUCACCGAAGACCAAAGACCGAACCGAAGCCGAUUUCUUUUUUGUUUAAAAUAAUACACAGUUAAGAAGAGUUAAAGCCUGAAGAACGAACGGAGAAGUUGAAGAUUUCAAUUUCAAUUUAUUCUUUCUCGAACUGAAUUGUGUGUGCCUAGGUGUGGUUUUCAGCCGUUUUUUUAAUUUGCAUAUACAACUUUUUAAAUCUUGAUAUUUAAUUCCAUACGAAUACGAAAAGGAAAUCUUUUCAACAUCUUCAAACUUAAUACUGUACAAACAAAACAAGAAACCAGCAAACCAUGACUUCAACUGAGCUCAAAAUCGGUCUCACCAACAGUGCCCGUCCAUCAAGCCGUGUCCUCAAGCCACCAGGCGGUGGUCACACCAAUAUUUUCGGAGACGUCGAUACCCAAGUCAAUGCACCACGUCCCAAAUACAACCAACAGAAUUCUUCCAACAUGAAUGCGUGCAUGAACUCGGAAGACCCAAACAAAGUUGUUGAAAAAAUUCGCGAGGAAUUGACCAAUAAAUCGGCAGAAGUUGAAAAUACAUCUUCACAGCCCAAGAAGUCUCCAACAUCGGAUGUCUCGCCGUCUACCAACGACAGUCAGCAAUCGAAGGGAAGAAUUCCACCAGGUGGCUUCUCAUCAGGCGGAUUCUGGUAAAGGGCUUUUGUGACGCAUCCGCUUUAUAUUUCAAAUGCAUUUAAAAGCGUUCUAUAAGUAAAUUUUCAAUUGUAUCUCGGAAAUCUCCCCUUUUAUAAUUCUGUUUGUAUUUGAGCUGAUUUUGAUGACAUUAGCUUCUUCUUCUCUCUUAAUCUCUGCUUUUAUUUAUAUUAUAAUAACGAUAAUCUAUUUUAUGUUACGUAUUUGCAAAAAAGAACAAAAUUCGGUUGUUAUAUUCCCUGAUGAAUGUCCAAAUCAAUUUAAAUACUUAAGAUCAUGACAUUUUCCAAAACACACAUCAUCUAACAAAAAGACAAACUCAUCUUGCACAGAUUUAUACAGCAUUUUGAUAACAUAACAAAAUUCAUGUACGUUUUAAGAAAAUCUAAUAUAAUAAGAAAAUCGGAUUGAAUUACUUAGAUGAGACUCAAAAUGUUGACUCAUCCUCUAAAAUGUUUUUAUUUUUAUUUUUUGGGAACAACUCAUUCAAAUUGUUUAUUGUUUGUUUUGUCCAAGCUUUUUUGUGAAUAUUAAAAAAGAAAAAUAACUUAACUAAAAUAAAAAUGAUUUUUACUCGAUAAA
Messenger RNA from Eupeodes corollae, 1328 nucleotides. RefSeq lists its product as uncharacterized. Gene Ontology annotation, cellular component: nucleus. NCBI's taxonomy places the organism in Eukaryota, Metazoa, Arthropoda, Insecta, Diptera, Syrphidae. Bases 381 to 746 code for a protein of 121 amino acids. The transcript is spliced from 2 exons. The record is from RefSeq and is a predicted model, not a curated record.